Molecule: messenger RNA, 1609 nt
Organism: Capsaspora owczarzaki ATCC 30864
Lineage: Eukaryota; Filasterea; Ministeriida; Capsasporidae
Exons: 7
Coding region: 1-1512 (503 amino acids)
Biological process (GO): double-strand break repair
Cellular component (GO): BRISC complex; BRCA1-A complex
Source: RefSeq, a predicted model, not a curated record
AUGCCGUCCAGUCUCAGUGCUUGGCUGCACUCGCAUCCGUUCCCGCCGCUCAUCCACAAGCAGCUCGAAACGCUCGGUCUGCACACGCCGAUCAACCAUCUGGCGCCCUUCCGCCUCGAGAGCGCCCUGUCCAGCGGCGCCGUGCCUGGGGUGAACGACCGCAUCCAAGUCCUCGUUCCGUAUUGCAACCAGACUCUGCGAUGGGAAAUCUUGUUCAACGCUUUGGACCCGGCAGCACCGCCAGACUUUGUGUUCAUGGGCGCUCCCCAGUUUGCGCCUUCUCUACAGCAGAUUCCAAACUUGCUCAACUGGAAUAUCAACGAGCCUCAAGCGCUCUUUCUCGUGUUGUGCGAGUUAUCCUUGAGAGGGUGCAGUGCUGCUGUCCCGAAGCAAUCCUUCCGAUCGUUGAUAGCUUUGCAAAUAGUUAUGAGCGCCAAAUCGGCAGCUGCCUCUUCGAGCAGCAGCGGCGGCGGCAGCAGCGGCAGCAGCAGCAGCAGCACUACUGGCCCAGGUGCUGGGGGUCAUGGACACGGGUCUUCGUUGCCCGUCAAAAAGGCUUCCGCCGUGUCCACCGAUGCAGAAGCCCUGACUGCUCUUGCAGCAACGGAAGUCAUUAUCGGAGCCGACGGCCACUCCAUCUUCCCAGCACAGCGAUAUGGCCAGCAGCUUCGCGUUGCCUUGCAGUUUGCACUGCACAUUGACUUGAGCAAGCUGCCAAACCUUCCAACGCCCCUCGAUGCUCGGCGAACUGCGUCAAAGCCGAGUACGGGUACUCAUACGCCACAGACACUCAAUUCGCCCAGCGUCGAACAAGGCAAUGUACCGCCAGCCUUCCCUGGAAAGGAGCACAUCGCCGACACUGCCGCCGCAGCUGCUGGGCCCGCCCGAAGCACCUCAGUUUCUCCUCAACCUUUGAAAAAUUCCACCGCAACUUGUCGGGUGACAAUAAGCUUCACGUUUCCAGAAGCCCGGACGGUCCUACCGGCCGACAUUGCCGUUGCCACAAACAUUACCAUCCCGAACGAACUCUUGCCGGGGGUGUUUGCAAACGCUCAGCUUCCGCGCUAUACACUCCCCACUCUUGCGGACGAUUUUCUUGGAGCGAUGCACUCGGCGGUCUCCGCCCACAUUGAGACGUAUGUUGAGCGCGUGAACAGGCGCUCGGCCUACGUGAGUGCCUUCUGGACCGAGUAUCGCUCGUCCAUCCUCGAGUUCAGCGUCGCGGAUGGAGCCUCAAUGAUUUCCUUCCACCUGGCUCUCAAAAACCACUACGCUGUAGCGCUCCUUGAAAUCUCCCCACGUUUCCCGCAGGAGGCUCCGGUCCUGACUCUUACUUGCGCUUUUUUCGACAACGGGGAUCAGCCCUUCCGCAAGCAAUUUCGAGAUUACCCAUAUUCGCCACGAUGGAGUCCCGAGGAGAUGGCGCAGCGGAUGCGGGUUUAUCUGGAUACGGAGCUCCCUCGAUUCUUGGAGGAAGCGAAAUCAGCAGGCGGCGUCCAGACUAACGUUUGAUUCUGUGUUUGCCGUGAAUGAAUUUUUUGUUUGUUUGUUUGGUUUUUGCUGUAUUGCGAUCGAGCCCAAGAACGUAAUACACCACAAUGGCACGUGA